UUAGUGGGUGGAGAGCUCAGAGCUAUCUGUGGACCAGGAAACUGACAGGACCAGCUGGGGAUUGAAACCCUGUAAGAGAGCCAGUUGGUCUGGGGGACAACCACCUACUGCUCAGUUACAACAGGCUGCAGCUCCACUCAGGAAAAACCAAGCCAGGACUCAGUGUUACUGCUGCCAAACACCAGGAGUUCUACACCAACCAAACGCUGCAGUGCCUCUGGAACUCAUCAUGUUCUGUGUGGCUUGUCCAAGAACCCUGGAGAUCAAUCAGCAGUCAUUAUCUUCAGAAAUCCUCUCGUUGCUUCAGUUGCUGGUGACUCAGCUAAUCGUAUGGUGACACAUUGUAGUAAGUAAUAGAAUCAGGAGGAAGAUGGGUGGGAAGCAGUCGCGCAGUUUUUCCAGCAAGGAGUUGAAUGAUGUGAAUAUGAGUCAAAGGAGGAAGAGUGUUUUCAGAGACGAUCUGCCAGGUCUGUCCUCGGCUGCUGAGAGGAUCCGCAGACAUACCACUGUGCAUUUUGGUUACAGCAUCCUGAGUCUAGCCAUGCGAGGGCUCGACGAGACUCCAGCUGAGCUGUGGGAACUCAAGGAGCUUCAGAAGCUGAACUUGUCCAUGAACUGCCUGGGCUCUCUACCUCCUGCCCUGGCAGCCCUGGAAAACCUUGUCAUCCUCAACCUUUGUAGCAACAACUUGACCAGCCUUCCCCCUGAGAUUGGACUCCUGAAGAAGCUGCGCGUGCUGUUUGCUUGCCGCAACCGCCUGAGCGAGGUCCCCGAGGAGCUGGGCUCCUGUACCUGUCUGGAGGUCCUAAGUCUGGCCAACAACCAGAUCGCAUGCCUCCCUGACAGCCUGGCAGCCAUGGACAAUCUGACCAAGCUUAACCUCAGCCACAACCGCAUCGCUCACAUCCCCACUUGUGUCUACAGCAUGAAGGGUCUGGUUUUCCUUCACUUGGCCUGCAACCGCCUGGAGACAAUUGCAGACCAGAUCCAGGACUUGGUUAACCUGAAGAUACUUAUUGUGGAGGGAAACAGUAUCCACACGCUGCCCAAGACCCUGUGUUUUAUUGAGUCUUUAGAACUGCUCAAUGUUGACUUCAAUGAUUUGCAAAGCGUUCCAGGGGAGUUGUAUCAGCUGAGCCGGCUUGGGAGGUUGGCCUGUCACCCACUGGAUAAAGGACUUCAUAUUAUCCAUAAUCCGCUUCUCAAGCCAAUUCAGGAGGUGCUGCAAGGAGGACUCAGUGCCCUCUAUAACUACCUCAAACCCACGUGACAGACUACUACAGCAUGUGUUGUAAUUGGAUGAUGGCACGUGGAAGUCAAGGUCACCACAAACGGUCUGACAGAAGAUACGAUGUCUCAACAUGAGAUUUCGUCUGACUGACAGAUGGACUUUUGUACUUUUAGAUGUACGAUACAAGUUUGGAUAUAAAUAAAGAUCUCGUAACUGCUGAGUCAGGUCUAAACAUUUGUUAAUCCACAGCGAUGAGAUCAGGACAAGUCACUCAGCACAGAGAAAUUCACAGGUCCGCAUUUGGGGACUGAUUACCGGCCAGUUGAUCUUAUUUGGCCCGUGGCGAGGGGUAAGCAGAGGGGGUGAGUUCAGCUGCAGAGCACCACUGGCUUUGUCACAUUCAGGUCAGUGGGAUCAAGUGGGUAAGGUCAGUGGAAAGAAUGGUAGAGGGGCUUAAGACGUACAAAACACAGCAUUCUCAUCAAACGUUGUUCCGUUCCACACGGAUCACAGCUGCCUGCAGAUCCCCUGACAUUGCUGAAUGUUGUAACACCAACAACUUGAAAACUUUAAUAAUAAAUCAAUUCCAAAGACAUCAUGAUGUUUUAUUUUUGCCCCGUUACUCAACAAUAACGGGACCUUUGUGAACAAAUUCAAUUCAAAAUAAUGGUAAACA
Molecule: messenger RNA, 1907 nt
Organism: Solea senegalensis (Senegalese sole)
Lineage: Eukaryota; Metazoa; Chordata; Actinopteri; Pleuronectiformes; Soleidae
Product: leucine-rich repeat-containing protein 30
Exons: 1
Coding region: 371-1270 (299 amino acids)
Molecular function (GO): protein binding
Source: RefSeq, a predicted model, not a curated record